AUGGUAAAAACUCGCUCAAAUCAGACUGCAAAUAAAAAAAGCGCAAAACCUGCGGUAAGGAAAGGAAGUAAAACUAAAGAGAAGAAAUUAGCAAAAGAAAACCUAUCGGUAAGCAAUGUUGAUUUCGACCCAAAGUAUAAACUAUUUGAAGCAGCUACAAAAGGCAUUGCUAGCGAUAUUGAAAAAGGAAACAUUUUUCUUGACCAGUUAGAGCAGCUUUCAUGAACAUACCCUGUGCUGAAACGAACGCCUUGCCCAUUUCAAAAUUGUCCAAAGUGCUCGCAACUUUAUGACACAAAAGAUAAGCUUCCGAUUUGCCUGCCUUGUGGACAUACUUUUUGUAAUAACUGCAUAAAGAAAUGUUUAAUAACCCCAGGCCGAGGUUUGUGUCCAUUAGACAAUAAAGAAUUUUUUUCUCUUAUCGAUUUCCUGCCAGUAAAUUUCGCACUUAUAGUUGACAUUGAAGAAGUGCCACAGCGCUGCUCGAUUCAUCGGCUUAUUUUGAUAGGGUAUUGCCGUGACUGCAGCAAAUUGAUAUGUGGUAGAUGCAUGUUUGAUCAUAAAACUCACAAUUGUUUUGAUGUAGAUUCGGAUGAAGCGCUAAAGAAAGCUGAUUAUAACUACGAAUUGAUUGCUAAUUUAGAAGCAAGCUUAAUAAAACAAAAGAAUAUUUGGGCUGAAGAGUUCGAAAUGAUGAAGGUUUACUUAGGCUUGAUUGAGCAAUUUAUAAAAAAGUAUGACGAUGAAAAAAUGCUUACUGACAUCCUAUGAGCGAACAAAACCCAUUGGAAAAAUCCUUGUUUUUGGAUAAAAAAAACACCCUAAAAAAAGGUUCAAAAUAAAAAUUUUUGAUGAAAAAUAAUUUGAAGUGUAAGCGAUAAUUAUUAUAAUGAAAUCUCUAGCUAAAUUCUGUUGAAUUUUAUACAAAUUGCAAUUUAAAACACAAAUUUUUUCAAAUUAAAUUUAUUUUUGUGAAUUGUGAUUUUAAAUUUUGAAAAAUGAUAAAAAUUAUUGAAAAAAUCUAACUCCCUCCCUCCGUGUUCGAACAAAACCAUUGGAAAAAUAGCCGAAAAUUCACCCUCUUCAGUGAGUGUGACGAAAAAUUUUUGAUAAAAAAAUUGAUAUAUAAGUGACAAUUAUUAUAACGAAGUCUCUAUCUAAUUCUGUUUAAUUUUAAACAGCUUGCAUUUUUAAAACAUAAGUUUUACAAAUUAAAUUUAUAUUUGCUUCUCAAUUUUUACAAAUUGGAAUUUUUGUUAAAUUUUGGUGUAAAAAAAUUAACCUCCAUAAAAAAACAAAAAUUUUUUUUAUUCGCCCACAGGGGAGUAAACAAAAAUAUUUUUUGAUUCACGCACCAAGGCCUGGGAGUUAAGGAUAAACUUGCUAUGGAUAUGGGACUUAAUGAUGACAGAAUCAUUAAACUGGUUAUCGAUCUUAGGCAUCUUUUAAAUGGAGAAUUAAGAGCAUUAAUGAACAAAAUUGCAGAGUGCCUGGCUAAACAUGUAGGAAUUUUAGCAGAUUUGAAAGCAAACUUUAAACAGAUGACACUGCUUGAUAGACUUUGCUUAUGCUUGGAACAUAAUUUCGAUUUAAAUGCUCAGCCAAGUUCUAUCAGUGCUGUAGAGAGAUUAUAUAACGCACUUGAGACUGUAGAAAAAUUAAAAGAUCCAAAUAAUCAAAAUUAUAUUUAUUUACAAUAUAUAAAAAAAUCAUACUGGUAAGGGCGCUCUCCUAUUUACUAUAAAUUUUUAUAUUACAGCAAAUAUAAUGCCUAUAUUUCUUUAUAAGUAAGCAUAA
Messenger RNA from Blepharisma stoltei, 1797 nucleotides. Lineage: Eukaryota; Ciliophora; Heterotrichea; Heterotrichida; Blepharismidae. The record is from the annotation of a GenBank genome assembly.